This is a messenger RNA of Brassica napus (rape), 2512 nucleotides long. Its product is annotated as transcription factor MYB61-like. NCBI's taxonomy places the organism in Eukaryota, Viridiplantae, Streptophyta, Magnoliopsida, Brassicales, Brassicaceae. The record is from RefSeq and is a predicted model, not a curated record. The transcript is spliced from 3 exons. Gene Ontology annotation, biological process: regulation of stomatal movement. Bases 172 to 1212 code for a protein of 346 amino acids.
CUUAGUCCUAUUAAUAUACUAUCUCUCCCUGGAGCUCUGUUACUUCAUUUUCUCCACCUUUCUUCUCCUCAGAUUCCUUUAGCCUUCAAAAGUUUCAUAUAAAGAAAAAAAAUAGAGCUUUCUUCUCUUUCAUUGUUCCUUUACACAGCAUUGCAGCUUUUAAUAAACUAAAUGGGGAGACAUUCUUGCUGUUACAAACAAAAGCUGAGAAAAGGGCUUUGGUCUCCUGAAGAAGACGAGAAGCUUCUCAAUCACAUCACCCAUCAUGGCCAUGGCUGCUGGAGCUCUGUCCCCAAACUCGCUGGUUUGCAGAGAUGUGGAAAGAGUUGUAGAUUGAGAUGGAUCAAUUACUUGAGACCUGAUUUAAAGAGAGGAGCUUUCUCUCCAGAGGAAGAGAAUCUCAUCGUCGAGCUUCACUCUGUUCUCGGAAACAGAUGGUCACAGAUUGCGUCUAGACUUCCGGGAAGAACCGACAACGAGAUCAAGAAUCUAUGGAACUCUAGCAUAAAGAAGAAACUGAAGCAAAGAGGCAUUGACCCGAACACACACAAACCCAUCACCGAAGCUGACAACAACAAACCAACAAGAGGCAGCAACAACGACCACAAGUCUCCUAGCUCCUCUGCUGCAACUAACCAAGACUUCUUCCUGGAAAGGCCAUCUGAUUUCUCAGACUACUUCGGUUUUCAGAAGCUUAACUUCAACUCCAACCUUACACCUGAGUCUUCACUCUGCUCCAUGGUUCCGGGGCAGUUUAGCCUCGGAAACAUGGUUGGUUCUGUCUUUCAGACACCCGUUUGCGUAAAGCCUUCGAUUAGUCUUCCUCCGGAUAACAGUUCGAGUACUGUCUCCAGAGGAGACCAUACAGCAUCUAACUGGGAGUUUCAGACAAACAACACUUCGAACUUCUUCGAAAAUAGCGGUUUCUCAUGGUCAAUCCCUUCUUCUUCAGUAACCAAACCUAAUCCUAACUUUGAAGAAGUGAAAUGGUCAGAGUAUUUGAACACACCGUUCUUCAACGGAAGCACGGUACAGAGUCAAAGCUCUCAGCAGAUCUACAUCAAAUCAGAGGGAGAGUACUUAGCCAAGGUUUCGAACAUUACAGAUCCUUGGAGCCAAAGCCAGAACGAGAAUUUAAGCACACCCGAAGCUAGUGACGUGUUCUCCAAGGAUCUUCAGAGAAUGGCCGUCUCUUUUGGUCAGUCCCUUUAGCUUUUCUUUUAAUUCUAACAGAUGUAUAGAACAAAAACAUAUACCAUAUACACAUACGUAGAGUGGAGCUAAGUGUUCUGUAUAUUCAUGGGGGUGAAAAUUGAGCUGUCUUUAUUUGUUAAGUGUGUUUUAUACGUCAAUUCUUCUUCUAUCUUAUGCAAACCUUUCAGUCUCAUAGUACUAUAUAUUCAUUUAUUUUUUGUUUCGUUGUUGAUGAUGAUGUGUAGUACUCUUGAUGGUUUUAGAUGUCUAAAGUUUGCAAUUACUCUGUUGAAGAACAAUGAUGAACGUAAUAAAUCAGUUUCUGUCUGUUUCUGUGAAUGAGUUGUGAUCCUGAGUCACAUCCUUAACCAUUUUUCACACCUGUGAUUAAUUACAAGACAAAACAGAAGACACAAAGAAAACACUUAAUUAAAGCAAAACAUAAUUAGUAAACUAAAGUGGGAAUUAACUCAACUAAUAAGAAGUGACAUUUUUUUAGAAAUGAUCUAGUUUAAGGGUAUUUUCUAUUUUAUUCCUUAAAAUGGACGAAUUUUAAAAUAGAGAUAAAUAUCUGUCAACUGUAUAUUUUUUUGACUUUUAAAAAGAAUAUUUUAAUAUUUUAAAACUAAUACUUUUAUUUAAAAAGUUGCAAAAAUGAUUUCUUUUUAUUGAAUUUAAUGACUGAUCACAUAUAUGAAAAAAAUGGAAUCGAAUACACUUAAUUUCUGGCUAUUAUAAACUUUGGGGAAAAAGGCUGUAUUUUUGUUUAGUCUUCUUCUCUUGUACGUGCUUUUUGAAGAGUCUUAUCAGAAAAUUGGACUUGUCGCCAUUGACCCAAAGCUUAUGUUUUGGCCGGCGUCGGAAUAUUCUUUCGCCGUAGAAAAUUCGGAGUAGGUAAAGAAUUUUCACAAAAGGAAAAUAUCUGUUAAAAAUAUAGUUCGAAGAUUUGACAGUUUGGAAAUGAUGUGAUGGUUUUCACUAAAACUAUCCGAAAGUCAAAAUUGAUUUACUUUAUACACGAAUAUUUUAUAAGAUUCCAAUCCAACCAUUUUUACCUUUUAGAAAUAACGUAACGCAGUAACUCGACUGUUAAGUAAAAAGUAUUAAGUGUUUGUUUUUUUAUCGCUGAUUUAAUAUAAUAUUAACUAAUAAUACUAUCCGCUUUACGAUGAUCUAUGCUUAACUACGUUACAUGAAUCGUUCUAUGAAGAUUCACGUCUGACCGGAUUUACUUGCACCAUAUUGAAGAUCCUUUGUAAGUCUUUUUUCUGUCUUCCGUAGUCUGUAUAAUUGUUUAAUAAAUUGUUUUCUACGAGAA